Molecule: messenger RNA, 1494 nt
Organism: Etheostoma spectabile (orangethroat darter)
Lineage: Eukaryota; Metazoa; Chordata; Actinopteri; Perciformes; Percidae
Product: rho GTPase-activating protein 19
Exons: 11
Biological process (GO): regulation of small GTPase mediated signal transduction; signal transduction
Cellular component (GO): cytoplasm
Molecular function (GO): GTPase activator activity
Source: RefSeq, a predicted model, not a curated record
GAUAACAGCGGAGGAUUCAAACUGAACAUGGCUGCGGGUAAAGAUGUCGAUGAAAACAAACAAAAUAGAAGCAGAGGUGUAGCGUGCAAUAUGGUGAUGAAUCAUGAGGAAUCACCCGGGGGCUCUUGUGCUGACCGACCACAAGUCCUCUUCAGCCCCGACUUUUUUGUGGAGAAACUCCGCCAUGAGAACCCUGAUGUUUUCCUGGAGCUGGUGCUUAGUAACAUUACUCGCCUUAUCGAUCUACCCGGGACGGAGUUUGCACAGCUCCUUGGUGAGGAGGGCCCUAAGACGCCAACAGGUGGAAAUGGAGGCUUCUUUCGCUCUUUCAACUUCCUCAAACGCAAAGAUAAAGGCAUCGUGUUUGGAACCACACUGACAGAGAGCUGCAUUGCCCAGAUCUACCAGCUCAUUGAGUACCUCAGCAAAAAUCUGCACGUAGAGGGUCUGUUUCGGGUGCCGGGGAACAGUGUUCGCCAGCAGACCCUGAAAGAGCUCCUCAACAGCGGGGCCGAAGUCGACCUGAAGUCUGGGGACUUUCACCCCAAUGACGUGGCCACGCUGCUCAAGACUUUCCUGGGAGAGCUGCCCGAGCCCCUGCUCACACACAGACACUUCCACGCACACCUCAAGAUAGCCGAUAUAACUCUGUUUGACGAACACGGCAACAAGACUGCGUUACCCAACAAGGAGCGUCAGAUUGAGGCCCUGCAGCUCCUCUUUCUGCUGUUACCCCAGGCCAACCGCUCACUGCUGAAACUCCUGCUGGACCUGCUCUACCACACUGCCAAGCAUCAGGACAAAAACAAGAUGUCCGCCUUUAACCUGGCCCUCAUGUUUGCCCCGCAUGUCCUUUGGCCCAAACAUAUGACAGCCAGUGACCUGAAAGACAAUCUGAAGAAACUGAACAGCAGCAUGGCCUUCCUCAUCAAACACUCACAGAAACUCUUCAGGGCUCCAGUCUACCUGCGGGAAUACGCCAGAGUGCACUUCACUGGCUCCAAGGCUCUGCAGACCAAGGAUGACCUGGAGCUGCUGGCGGCGAGCAGCUCCCCCGCUCGGCGGGCAGCGGUGACCCUGAAGAGGACGGCCGUUCAGGGCCCCAGCUCUCAGGAACAGUUCCAGUCACCAGCUCAGCAAUACACAGAAGACGCUCUGAAGGAGCUCUUCAGACACGUCAACCACAACAUGCCCGACUCCGCCAAGAAGAAGAAACUCGUCCGACAGUUGGUCAAGCAGACAUCCGCAGACACACCUUCUAAAGAGCAGCACCUGCUUCUCCCAGCUCCCGGCAAGAAACAUCCACGUUCCCGCUCCUUCGGUGGCCUCAUCAAGCGCAAAGCUCGUGGUGAGCAGCUGACAGCAGAACGGCGGCUCAAACACAUCUCCCCUGAGAUUGUCACCAGGACAGAAAGAAAACCUGGGAAAGAGAACGCCAUGUGGCAAGGGGUGAAGAGCCCGUUGAAUGGUCCUGUGUUGGGGAAGGCGGGGCUG